AUGGCAGCCUCAGAAAACCUCCCCGACUACCCCCUCAGCUGCGCCUUAGUGAGGAGGUUGAAGGCCGCGCUGGAGGCCAAGGACGAACAGCGAGUCGGGGAACUGAUCUGCUCGGAGAUCAAGCCCGUGGACGCCGUGAUAUUGGCCAGUGAUGACUGGAUGAAGGACCCGGCCGCUCGGCUGCCCACCGGCGUGCUGUUAGGAGACCUGCACCGUGUCCGGGCCCUCAUGGACGAGUACUUCCAGGACACCAACAUGGUGCUGGAGAUCCACGCAGAGGAGCUGGAGUGGCAGGUGAAGGCCCUGGCCAUGUUUGGCCUCUCAGGACUCUGGACCCUGGAGUACAAGCGCGAGCUCACCACACCCCUGUGCAUCGCGUUGGCCCACGGCCACGCAGCCUCUCUUCAGCACCUGCUGGGCCGCGGUGCACACGUCAGUGCCAGCCCAGGUGGACGAGGUGCACUGCACGAGGCCUGCCUGGGGCACACAGCCUGUGCCCAGAUGCUGCUGCAGCAUGGCGCAGACCCGGACCUGCCCAGCACAGAGGGCCUGGCGCCCCUGCACCUGUGCCGCACCGCAGCCUCGCUGGGGUGCGCGCGGGCUCUGCUGGAGCACGGAGCGUCGGUGCAGCACGCGGGCGGUCCAGCCCAGGACCCAUUGCACGUGGCGGCGCAGCAUGGCCUGGACGAGCACGCGCGCCUCUACCUGAGUCGCGGGGAGACUGCCCUGAGUACGGCGUGUGGCUCAGUGUGGCAGCCGGACGAGCAGGUGCGCUGCCUGCGCCUAUGCGCUCUGCUACUGGGGCACGGGGCGGCGGUGGACGCACGGGACCAAGACGAGCGCAGCCCGCUGCACGAGGCCUGUUGCCACGCACGCCACGAUUUGGUGCGCCUGCUGCUGCGGCUUGGCGCCAACGCGGGCGCGCUGGACUACGGCGGUGCCUCGCCGCUGGCACGCGUGCUGCAGACGGCCACCUGCGUGCCCGAGGCAGAGCCGCAGCGCACCGUGCAAGCACUGCUCAACCACGGCUCGCCCACCGUGUGGCCAGACGCCUUCCCCAAGGUGCUGAGGAGCUGUGCGGCCACCCCCAGUGUCAUUGAAGUGCUCUGCAACGCCUUCUCUCAGCUCUGCGUGGCCGAGUCCUGGCAGGAGGCAAUCCCAGACGAGGUGCUCCAGAAGCACCCCGCCUUCUACCAGUCCUUCUUGGCCCUGGCCCAGGGCCCGUGCUGCCUGCAGCACCUGUGCCGCUGUGCCAUUCGCAAGACGCUGGGCAGGAGGUGCGGCUGCCUCAUCCCCCUGCUCCCCCAGCCUCUACUCCUGCAAGAUUACCUGCUCUUGGAGCCAGAGGGCGUUUUGCGCUGA
This is a messenger RNA of Ochotona curzoniae (black-lipped pika), 1362 nucleotides long. RefSeq names its product ankyrin repeat and SOCS box containing 18 (gene ASB18). Gene Ontology annotation, biological process: intracellular signal transduction. Gene Ontology annotation, molecular function: protein binding. The record is from RefSeq and is a predicted model, not a curated record. NCBI's taxonomy places the organism in Eukaryota, Metazoa, Chordata, Mammalia, Lagomorpha, Ochotonidae.